Messenger RNA from Exophiala spinifera, 366 nucleotides. RefSeq lists its product as uncharacterized. The transcript has 2 exons. The record is from RefSeq and is a predicted model, not a curated record. The coding region runs from base 1 to 366 and encodes 121 amino acids. NCBI's taxonomy places the organism in Eukaryota, Fungi, Ascomycota, Eurotiomycetes, Chaetothyriales, Herpotrichiellaceae.
AUGUCGACCCCCGCCCAACUAGCCGCGGAAAUGGAGGCCCUAUUGGCCUAUGAAACAUCCUCAAAUGAUGAGUUCUAUGAGUGCAACUCCGACGCGGAGGGCGCGGAGGGCGCGGCGGGCGCGGCGGCGCAGGAAGAUGCCCCGGAGGCUCUCGACGGCGCGCAACCUAGUGAAGAGGCCGCGGAGGCGCAGGAACAGGGCCAUGCUAUCCCAUUUGCGGUCCCGCCUCGUGAAGAGGCCGUGGAACAGGGCCCUGUGAUUCCAUUUGCGCUCCCGCCUAGUGGACAGGGCCUCGUGGAUAUGGCCUUCGUAUUCAUCGACGAGGUCGUCUCCAUGUCAACGGCGAAAUCAAUCAAAUCUAUCUAG